AUGCCAGCUACUACUUCAUCUACCAAGGGGGCGUCGGUGAAGAAUCUACAAACGAAACUUCGGGCGCAACUUGAGAUGUUCAAGACGAUUACAACGUUUUCGAGCACUCUUGCUGAGGUGACUUCGGUUGAGAAAAUCCAGGUGCGGUUGGCGAAAAUAGACGAGUUGUGGGAGAAGGUAAAUGAAACACUGCUUGAAAUCGAAACCCAUGAGGAGUACGUAACAAUGCCCAACACAUCACCGUCGCAAAUUCGUAUCGAUUUCGGAGAAACCUACUACGAUGCGAAGGCUGCCAUGCUUGAACGAGUCAAGGAGAUUGAGCAAGAGUCUUCUACCGUUCACCAGUCUACAAGAAUGAUGGAUUCCUCUUUGCAACCAACAGUUGAACACGUGAAGCUUCCUCAGAUAAAACUUCAGCAAUUUGAUGGAAAUGUGGAUGAAUGGCUUAGUUUCCGGGAUCUUUACAUGUCGUUAAUACAUACGAAAGCGGACCUACCAGAUAUUGAGAAGUUUCACUAUCUCAAGGGCUGUUUAGCUGGAGAGGCUAAGAAGUUGGUCGACCCUCUCGCUAUUACCAGUGCAAAUUACUCAAUCGCAUGGGAAUGUUUAAUGAAACGGUAUAACGACAGUAAGCUGCUGAAACGUAGGCAGGUUAAUGCACUGCUGAAACUCCCAGGUGUCACCAAGGAAUCCGUAAUGGAGCUGCAAUCUUUGCUAGAGGCUUUCGAACGUGUCGUACAAACCCUUGAUCAACUUGUGAAUGCCGAUGAGUACAAGGACUUGCUGUUACUGGAGAUUUUAUGUACUAGGUUGGACCCAACAACGCGUCGCGCAUGGGAAGAGCACACGGCCGGUAAUGAUCGGGAUAAAAUCUCGGAUUUAACGCAGUUCAUUCAAAAAAGGAUCUCUGUUCUCGGCUCACUACCUAGCAAGGUAUCCGAAGGACGACCCGAGUACAACAGGAAACCACUCGGAAUCCGCACUAGCCACAGUGCGACCCAAUUACCCAAAGGUCGAUGCGUUGCCUGCUCUGAUUUUCACCCACUUUUCAUGUGCCAGUCUUUCAAACGGUUGACGGUUUCGGAAAGGGAUAAGCUGAUUCGUACGAACUCACUAUGCAGAAACUGUUUUCGGCGAGGACAUGUGGCUUCGGAAUGUUCUUCUAAAUACGUAUGCCACAACUGUAAGGGAAAACAUCACACGUUGAUUUGUUUUCGGCCAGACGCACCAACACCAUCCACCUCCGGAGCGAUAAGACAUACUUCGGACAAUCCAGGUACUUCAACUUCAGGAACAGUGUCAGCCAACAUCGCAAGACGUUCGCUUUCCUCGGUACUUCUAGCAACAGCCGUAGUUUUGGUAGAGGACCAAACUGGAGGCAGUUAUCCCGCGAGAGCCUUACUAGACUCUGGCUCUGAAUGUAACUUUAUGGCUGAACAUCUAUGUCAAAACCUCGGAAUAAAAAGAAGGCAUUCAAACUUAUCGGUAAUUGGAAUUGGACAGGCCAACACUCGAAUCAAACAUCAGGUCACUGCAACCGUCAAGUCGCGGAACUGUCAGUACAAACAACAAAUGGAUUUCUUGGUUAUGGCAAAGGUUACCGCGGAUUUACCAACAACAGAUAUCAACAUUUCAACCUGGAGAUUACCCGAAGGAAUCAAACUGGCUGAUUCCGAAUUUUUCGCUUCGAAAUCCAUUGAUCUUAUCCUUGGCAUCCAACACUUCUUCGAAUUCUUCCAAUCUGGUCAACGAAUUGCGCUAGGAAAUGGGCUACCGGUCAUCACUGAAUCCGUAUUUGGAUGGAUAAUAUCUGGAGUGACAGAAAACAGGCAACAAAUAUCGAAAACUAUCUGCAACACUGCAAGUUCAAUGGAUCUGGACGAAUACCUAACCCGGUUUUGGACAUGCGAAGAGAUGGGGUCUGUUCGCAAUUAUUCGCCAGAAGAAGCCCUAUGUGAGGAGCAGUUUGCAAGCACGGUCCGCAGAGAAGAAGACGGGCGAUACACAGUUUCAUUACCAAAGGAUGGAGACGCAACGUCUCGACUGGGCGAGUCGAGAAAAAUGGCUUUACAGCGUUUCGAGAAGCUCGAGAAUAGGCUCCAACGGAAUACGAAUCUUCGCCAACAAUACAACUUAUUCGUACAAGAGUAUCUACAGCUUGGUCAUAUGCGGAAGGUGGACUUGUCCCAAGGGGACAGCAAGAAGCGGUGUUAUCUCCCUCAUCACCCUGUUUUCAAAGAAGCUAGCACUACAACCAAGCUUAGAGUGGUGUUCGACGCAUCGGCUCGAACGUCGAACGGACUAUCGCUGAACGACACAUUAUUGGCAGGGCCGGUAAUACAAGAUGAACUGCGGUCAAUCGUUUUACGCUGCAGAACGAAGCAAUUUCUAAUAGUAGCCGAUGUGGAAAAGAUGUUCCGCCAAAUAAACGUUUACCAGGAAGAUAUGGCACUACAGAGCAUUCUCUGGCGUUUCGACCCUACAGAACCGGUGGAUACGUAUGAGCUGACAACCGUCACAUACGGUACAAAGCCGGCACCCUUUUUGGCAACGAGAACGCUUCUACAGCUGACAAGAGAUGAAGGCAUCAAAUACCCUUUGGCAGCGAAAGCUAUGUCCGAAGACGUCUACAUGGACGACGUCUUAACUGGCACGGAGAAGGAGCAUGAGGCAAUUCAGCUACGAGAGCAGCUCAUCGAGUUAGCUAAGCAAGGAGGAUUUAGACUGAGGAAGUUCGCAUCCAAUUCCAGAGCAGUGCUUCAAGGAAUUCAGGUCGAUGACUUGGCAAUUGCAGAAUCAGGUGAAGUGGAACUUGAUUCGGACCCCACUAUCAAGACUCUUGGUUUAGUCUGGCAACCUGCAACGGAUACGUUUAGGUUUCAAUUCAACAUUAAAACGAUGGAUCCCAACGAGAUGCAAACGAAACGCAGGAUUUUAGGCGCAAUUGCGGCCCUUUUCGACCCACUUGGCCUUUUGGGAGCAGUCAUAACAACAGCAAAGGUGUUUAUGCAACGUUUGUGGUGUUUAAUGGAUGAAAAUGGUCAACGCUUAGAUUGGGACAGUAAAAUACCUGAUGACAUGGCACGAGAUUGGAUGGCGUUUUACACUGGAAUACCUAAGUUGAACGAAUUAAGAAUACCACGCUGCACAAUUGUUCCAGAUGCUGUUGAUAUUCAACUUCACAUUUUUUCUGAUGCGUCCGAGCGGGCCUACGGAGCAUGCGUGUACGCCCGUAGUGUGAAUUCAAAAGGAAAGGUUUGCGUACAGCUACUGACCUCCAAAUCAAGGGUUUCACCGCUUAAAUCUCAGUCGAUUCCGAGACUUGAACUUUGUGGUGCGCUGAAGGCAGCUGAACUGGCAGAAAAGGUUAAGGAGUCGAUUAAAAGCGAUGUGAAAAUGUGCUUCUGGACUGAUUCUACAUGCGUCUUACAAUGGUUAAAAUCUCUUCCAACAACGUGGUCAACAUAUGUUGCUAAUCGCGUCUCCAAAAUCCAAACAAUCACCGAGAAUCAAUCGUGGAGGCACGUCCCAGGGGAACAAAAUCCAGCAGACUUGGUCUCUCGUGGUUUAUUACCAGAGCAGAUCGAAUCCACCAGCCUGUGGUGGGAAGGCCCACCAUGGUUAAAGCAGGAGACAUCGAGUUGGCCAGUACAACCUAUACGGAUGGAAACAGAGGCAGUCACCAGCGAAUUGAAACGAAAGGCAGCGAAUGUAGCGACAACAGAGAAUCAGAGAUUUAUCGAUUGGUAUGUGGAAAAAUUCUCCUCGUUUUCGGGUCUGAUUCGAAAAACAGCGUAUUGGAUGCGGCUUAUUAAACAUUUUCGGAAACUUGAACCCACACCGACUGGAUUUUUAACUACUCCCGAGCUGAAGGAAGCUGAAUACACUAUAAUCCGUUUAAUUCAACAAUCAGCGUUUAGUGAAGAAUGGAAACAACUUUCUAAGGGUGAAGAAGUUCAUCGAGGUUCUCCUAUGCGUUACUUUAAUCCAAUUCUAGAAUCCGAUAACCUUAUUCGUCUUGGAGGAAGACUAAAAUAUGCACAAAUACCUGAAGGAGCAAGACACCCCAUAGCACUUCCAGUGCGUCACCACUUCACCAAGCUUCUACUAGAAGCAUAUCAUAAGCGGUUACUACAUGCAGCACCGCAACUUCUUCUGAGUAAUGUCAGGCUCCACUACUGGCCUCUUGGAGGACGCAGCUACGUUCGUCAUAUUGUCCAUCAGUGUUUACGCUGCCACAGAACGAAACCGAAGGCCAUCGAGCAGUUUAUGGGAGAACUUCCAAGAGCCCGUGUAACCGCAGCACCGCCGUUCGCACGAACUGGAAUUGACUAUUUCGGGCCUGUAUACAUUCGCCAGGGACCACGUCGAGCGCCACUUAAGGCUUAUGUAGCCCUCUUCAUAUGUCUCUGUACAAAGGCGAUUCAUCUAGAAUUGGUGUCCGAUUUGUCGACGGAGAAAUUUCUUCAGGCUCUGCGUAGAUUCAUUGGAAGACGCUCAAUACCUACCGAUUUGUUUUCCGAUAAUGGUACUAAUUUCGUCGGCGCACGGAACCAGCUGAAGGAAUUAUUAGCGAAACUUCGAGACCGGCAGCAUCACCAGCAGAUCACUAAGGAAUGUGCUGAACAUGGGAUCCAAUGGCACUUUAACCCUCCUGCCGCUCCCCAUUUCGGAGGUUUAUGGGAAGCUGCUGUGAAGUCUGCCAAGAUACAUCUCCUGAAGGUCCUAGGAGACAACGCGGUUUCGUACGAAGACUUCAACACGCUGCUAAUACAAGUGGAGGCAUGUUUAAAUUCAAGGCCGAUUACCCCAUUGUCGGAAGACCCCAACGAUCUGGAGCCGUUAACUCCUGGUCAUUUCAUAGCUGGAAGACCGCUUCAACAACUACCAGAUCGAGAUUUCACCGAGAAAAAACCAGGACAACUGAAACAAUAUCAACUUAUGCAGCAGAAACUACAAUUUUUUUGGGCACGGUGGCAUAAUGAGUACCUAUCACAACUUCAAGGAAGAUUCAAACGCUGGAAACGUGCUGUAGAGAUCAAGGUCGGUCAACUCGUCGUUUUGAAAAAUGAGAAUACACCUCCGAUGCGUUGGAGAUUAGGUCGUAUCCAGCAGCUGCAUCCGGGAAAAGAUGGAGUCGUCAGAGUAGUUACACUGAAGACAUCUAGCGGAGUUCUGAAGCGGCCCGUCGAAAAACUCUGUUUGCUACCGUCGGAAUGUCAGCCACUGGACAGCGAAACCACCGACGACAAUAAGGCACCUCGAAGGUUGAUUGAGUGA
This is a messenger RNA of Uranotaenia lowii, 5280 nucleotides long. RefSeq lists its product as uncharacterized. Gene Ontology annotation, biological process: DNA integration. Gene Ontology annotation, molecular function: nucleic acid binding. The coding region runs from base 1 to 5280 and encodes 1759 amino acids. The record is from RefSeq and is a predicted model, not a curated record. The transcript has a single exon. NCBI's taxonomy places the organism in Eukaryota, Metazoa, Arthropoda, Insecta, Diptera, Culicidae.